AACUUUCUUUGGUUUGCAGGUACGAUUCUGGUGGACAACAUGCUGAUAAAAGGGACUGCUGGAGGACCAGACCCCACCAUAGAACUCUCUUUAAAGGACAACGUGGAUUACUGGGUGUUAUUGGAUCCUGUUAAACAAAUGCUUUUCCUGAACAGCACAGGCAGAGUUCUGGACAGAGAUCCACCAAUGAACAUCCACUCCAUUGUGGUGCAAGUCCAAUGCAUCAACAAAAAAGUGGGCACCGUCAUCUACCAUGAAGUGAGAAUUGUGGUGAGGGAUAGGAAUGACAACUCACCCACCUUCAAACAUGAAAGCUACUAUGCCACUGUGAACGAGCUCACUCCAGUUGGCACCACAGUAUUUACAGGAUUUUCAGGAGACAAUGGAGCUACUGACAUAGAUGAUGGCCCAAAUGGACAGAUAGAAUAUGUUAUUCAAUACAAUCCAGAAGAUCCGACAUCCAAUGACACCUUUGAAAUUCCCCUUAUGUUGACUGGAAAUGUAGUGUUAAGGAAGAGACUCAAUUAUGAAGACAAGACUCGAUACUUCGUCAUCAUCCAAGCAAAUGACCGUGCACAAAAUCUGAAUGAAAGGCGGACCACCACCACCACACUCACCGUGGAUAUCCUGGAUGGAGAUGACUUAGGUCCCAUGUUUCUUCCUUGUGUCCUUGUGCCAAACACUCGAGAUUGCCGACCACUCACCUAUCAAGCUGCCAUACCUGAGCUGAGAACUCCGGAAGAACUGAACCCCAUUGUUGUUACUCCACCAAUCCAAGCCAUUGAUCAGGACCGGAAUAUUCAGCCACCAUCAGAUAGGCCCGGCAUCCUCUAUUCCAUCCUUGUUGGGACUCCUGAGGAUUACCCACGGUUUUUCCAUAUGCAUCCUAGGACUGCAGAACUUAGUCUGCUGGAGCCUGUAAACAGAGACUUUCAUCAGAAAUUUGAUUUGGUUAUUAAGGCUGAGCAAGACAAUGGCCAUCCCCUCCCUGCCUUUGCCAGUUUACACAUUGAAAUACUGGACGAGAACAACCAGAGCCCCUAUUUCACAAUGCCAAGCUAUCAAGGCUACAUCCUUGAAUCUGCCCCAGUGGGAGCAACCAUUUCUGACAAUAUAGAUUUAACCACUCCUCUAAGAAUUAUAGCUCUGGACAAAGACAUAGAAGAUACAAAAGAUCCAGAGCUUCACCUUUUUCUGAAUGAUUACACAUCAGUCUUCACUGUCACGCAGACUGGUGUCACUCGCUACCUCACCCUGCUGCAACCAGUGGACAGGGAAGAACAGCAAACUUACACAUUUUCGAUAACAGCAUUUGAUGGAGUACAAGAAAGCGAGCCAGUUAUUGUCAAUAUUCGAGUGAUGGAUGCAAAUGACAAUACUCCAACCUUCCCAGAAAUAUCCUAUGAUGUCUAUGUAUACACAGACAUGAGCGCGGGAGACAGUGUCAUACAGCUCACUGCAGUCGACGCAGAUGAAGGGUCAAAUGGGGAGAUCACAUAUGAGAUCCUGGUUGGGGCUCAGGGAGACUUCAUCAUCAAUAAAACAACAGGGCUUAUCACCAUCGCUCCGGGGGUGGAAUUGAUAGUCGGGAGGACUUAUGCGCUCACGGUCCAAGCAUUGGAUAAUGCUCCUCCUGCAGAGAGAAGGCACUCCAUCUGCACAGUGUACAUUGAAGUGCUUCCUCCAAAUAAUCAAAGCCCUCCCCGCUUUCCACAGCUGAUGUACAGCCUUGAAAUCAGUGAAGCCAUGAGGAUUGGUGCUGUUUUAUUAAAUCUACAGGCAACUGAUCGAGAGGGAGACUCAAUAACAUAUGCUAUUGAGAAUGGCGAUCCUCAGCGAGUUUUUAAUCUUUCAGAAACCACAGGGAUUCUCACCUUAGGGAAAGCACUGGACAGGGAAAGCACCGAUCGCUACAUUCUGAUUGUCACAGCUUCAGAUGGCAGGCCAGAUGGGACCUCAACUGCUACAGUAAACGUGGUAGUGACAGAUGUCAAUGACAAUGCUCCAGUGUUUGAUCCAUAUCUGCCUAGAAACUUAUCUGUGGUGGAGGAGGAAGUCAAUGCCUUUGUGGGUCAAGUAAGGGCAACAGACCCUGAUGCUGGAAUAAAUGGCCAAGUGCACUACAGUUUGGGUAACUUCAAUAAUCUUUUCCGCAUCACAUCCAAUGGGAGCAUUUACACCGCAGUGAAGCUUAACAGAGAAGUCAGGGACUACUAUGAACUUGUUGUGGUGGCAACUGAUGGAGCAGUACACCCUCGUCAUUCGACUCUAACACUGGCCAUCAAGGUUUUGGAUAUUGAUGACAAUAGUCCAGUGUUCACCAAUUCAACAUACACUGUUGUUGUGGAAGAGAAUCUGCCAGCUGGGACCACCUUCCUUAAAAUAGAGGCUAAAGAUGUUGACCUUGGAGCAAAUGUGUCAUAUCGGAUAAGAAGCCCUGAAGUGAAGCACUUUUUUGCACUACAUCCAUUUACAGGAGAGCUGUCCCUUUUGAGGAGUUUGGAUUAUGAGGCAUUUCGAGACCAGGAAGCAAGUAUCACUUUUCUGGUGGAGGCCUUUGAUAUUUAUGGAACAAUGCCUCCUGGUAUUGCUACUGUCACAGUGGUUAUAAAGGAUAUGAAUGAUUAUCCUCCUGUAUUUAGUAAACGGAUCUACAAAGGGAUGGUGGCUCCAGAUGCAGUCAAGGGUACACCUAUCACUACAGUUUAUGCUGAAGAUGGAGACCCUCCUGGGUUACCUGCAAGUCGUGUGAGAUACAGAGUAGAUGAUUUGCAGUUUCCUUAUCCUGCCAGUAUUUUUGAUGUAGAGGAAGAUUCUGGAAGAGUAAUAACUCGAGUCAAUCUUAAUGAAGAACCAACAACAAUUUUUAAGUUGGUGGUUGUUGCUUUUGAUGAUGGUGAGCCCGUGAUGUCCAGCAGUGCCACAGUGAAAAUUCUUGUCUUACAUCCUGGAGAAAUCCCACGAUUCACACAAGAGGAAUAUAGACCUCCUCCAGUAAGUGAACUUGCAGCCAGAGGAACCACAGUUGGUGUAAUUUCUGCUGCAGCCAUCAAUCAAAGCAUUGUGUAUUCUAUUGUUUCAGGAAAUGAAGAAGGUAAGUUUGGAAUCAAUAACAUCACAGGUGUCAUCUAUGUGAAUGCCCCCCUGGAUUAUGAAACAAGAACAAGUUAUGUGCUUCGAGUCCAAGCAGAUUCCCUGGAAGUGGUCCUCGCCAAUCUCCGAGUUCCUUCAAAAAGCAAUAUAGCUAAAGUAUACAUUGAGAUUCAGGAUGAAAAUAAUCAUCCCCCAGUGUUUCAGAAAAGAUUCUACAUUGGAGGAGUAUCUGAAGAUGCAAGAAUGUUUGCUUCUGUGCUCAGAGUAAAGGCUACUGAUAAAGAUACUGGUAAUUAUAGUGCUAUGGCAUACAGACUCAUAAUACCACCAAUUAAAGAGGGAAAAGAAGGGUUUGUGGUGGAAACAUACACAGAACUCAUCAAGACUGCUAUGCUCUUCCAUAAUAUGAGAUCUUACUUCAAAUUUCAAGUUAUUGCAACUGACAACUAUGGGAAGGGACUGAGUGGAAAAGCUGAUGUACUUGUCUCUGUGGUCAAUCAGCUGGAUAUGCAAGUCAUUGUUUCCAAUGUGCCACCUACUUUAGUGGAAAAAAAGAUAGAAGAUCUUACAGAGAUUUUGGAUCGCUAUGUUCAGGAUCAAAUUCCUGGUGCCAAGGUGGUGGUAGAAUCCAUUGGUGCUCGCCGGCAUGGGGAUGCCUUUUCUUUAGAAGAUUACAGCAAAUGUGACCUGACUGUCUAUGCAAUUGAUCCCCAAACCAACAGAGCCAUUGACAGAAAUGAACUUUUUAAAUUUUUGGAUGGCAAGCUGCUUGAUAUCAAUAAAGAUUUUCAACCAUAUUAUGGGGAAGGAGGGCGCAUUCUGCAGAUCCGAACUCCAGAGGCAGUGACCAGCAUUAAAAAGCGAGGAGAAAGUUUAGGAUACACAGAAGGGGCUCUGUUGGCUCUGGCCUUCAUCAUCAUCCUCUGCUGUAUUCCUGCCAUCUUGGUGGUCUUAGUCAGCUACAGACAGUUUAAAGUACGGCAAGCUGAAUGCACCAAGACAGCACGAAUUCAGUCUGCACUACCUGCAGCAAAGCCAGCAGCACCAGCUCCCACUCCAAUGGCAGCGCCUCCACCACCCCCACCACCUCCAGGGGCACAUCUCUAUGAAGAACUUGGAGACAGCGCAAUUUGGAGUUUUUGUUGGCAGCUGGUCAUAUGCAUGAGAACUUGUGCUAGUUGGCGGACUCUGACAAGGAGAGGUUAUGCACCAGAGCAACAACAACUACUGAGGCCUUCUCUUCUUAAACCAGAGGAGUUAUCCAUGGAGUCUGGAAUUGAUCCUGGCCAGGAAUAUGGACAAGAUUAUUACAGUUAUGAGCAUGGGUAUGAAAUGCCUCAAUAUGGAAGUCGACGUCGAUUGUUACCACCUGCUGGACAGGAGGAAUAUGGUGAGGUGGUUGGUGAAGCUGAGGAGGAAUAUGAGGAGGAAGAGUGGGCAAGAAAGAGAAUGAUCAAGUUAGUUGUUGAUCGAGAAUAUGAAACUAGUUCAACUGGAGAAGACAGUGCUCCGGAAUGUCAGAGAAACCGUCUUCACAAUGCUAAGAUCCACAGUAAUAUCAAUGGCAAUAUAUAUAUUGCACAGAAUGGUUCUGUGGUGAGAACCCGCCGUGCCUGCCUCACUGAUAACUUGAAAGUUACUUCCCCUGUCCGUCAGGGGAGGCACUUUAAGAAAUUAGAGAAGUUGGCAGUGACACAUGAGGAGAGUGUACCUCUGAACACGUUGUCAAGGGGGCCAUUUUCUACUGAGAAAAUGAACAAAAGACCAACGCUGGUUACCUUUGCCCCUUGCCCCGUGGUAACUGACAGUACAGCAGCAAAGUCAUUGGGGAACAGGCUGAAAAGCACAGUGGAACAGGAGUCCAUGGUUGACAAUAAAAACAUCAAGGAGACUUUGGAAUUCCAUAGUGACCACACACAGUCAGAUGAUGAAGAGCUUUGGAUGGGUCCCUGGAACAACCUCCAUAUACCAAUGACAAAACUGUGACUGAUUUUUUAAAAGUUUUUUUAAUUUUUACUUCAGUUUUUAAUGAACUAUGCUUUUUAUUGUCACUGAGAAAACAAUGUAUGGGAUUUACAUCAUGCACAAAAGCUAAAACUUUGAAUAAUAUGCUUUAAAAUUAAAAAAAUACAGAUUUGCACUCACAUUUGUAUCAAUUAAUUGUUUUUCCCAGAAAAUCUUUUUGGACAGAAUCGAUUCACUAAAAACACAUCAUUCAAACAUUUAGCUAUUUUGUUGACUUUUGAAUUAUUUUUCAUUUUAAUAAACACAUAAUUUACUAAGUAAUCAUAUUUUGUUAAUUAACACAAAUUGUGCUUCAUUUCUAACUUCACAACACAUUUUUCAGUACAUAUAAUUUUAUUUUCUAUAGGCAAAUGGGGAAAAUAUUAGAGGAUUUUUGUAGGUAACAGGUUUGUACAAUUGUUGUCUAUAUUAUCCCGUUUUUAUUUUUUAAAGGAAAGUAGUAAAGGUGAAAAUCACCUGUAAAUUAUUCUGAAUCAUGGUUUACUUUUCUUAUUAUCCAUUUUAAAGUUUUACAGAUUUUUACACACACACACACACACACACACACACACACACACACAUACACACAUAUACAACUUUGAAGAAACAUGGAACACUCCAGGUCAUGUCUUUUUUAAAAAAUUUAAUUUACAAUUUUACUUUGUUCCCCCUAAAAAUACAUUAUCCAUAUUAUACUUUGUAGAUCAUUUGGUUUAGCUACCGGAAAUUAAAUAAUUGGAGCAACAAAACAGUCUCUCAUCCUCAGUAAAAGCUUACUGAGAAGUGGCAAAGGUCAAAUAGGCAAUAUUGCAUCUAGAACCACAAUUUCAGUGUGGAAGUCAUGGUAAGGCCAGAAAAGUCUCACAUUAAUGUCACUGGACAUGAAUAUUUUAUGAACCCAGCAGAAAAGAAUUUGGCAGAGUCGCAAAUUUAUAUAAUAUGUGAAAUGCCUACAAAGGCUAUAAAUCCAUAACUUCAAAUGCAUUAUUAUAUUUAACUUCUCCCAGCUCUGGUUUAUUUAUAGACUAUUUUGAUUCACAUAUUUAUGUGCCUGUAUUUCAGAGCCAGAAAAUGAUUGCCUGGGCAUUUUUUUUAAAUCAAAGAAAAGUUGUUCAUUUUUCACCACUGAACAAAGCACAGAGUUUUACCAUUAAUAGAAACUACAAUAAAUUAUUCUUUUAGAAAAACUUGCCUUGUGUGUUGCAUACCCUCCAGAUGUAGAAAGAUGAAAUAAUAUAGUUUAAGAGAAUUCAGAAUUCUAUUGACUAUGACUUAGUAUGAUAGAGAUAUAGCUCACCUCAAAUUUUGCACAGAUUUCAUUUACAUUACUUCAUGCAUGCUUAGUGUAUGGUUGAAGGAUUGAAUAAUGCAUUAUUAUUUAUACCCCUCUUACAUUUUUUCACACUUUAAAAUACAAUUUCCUUAUUUCCAAAGUGUAUUACAUAAAUGUGCCAACAUAUUUUACUAGUAUGCUUUCAUUUCAGAUUUUCAAAAGUAUUUGAAGACAAAUACAAUAAUAUCUCAUUUAUCUAAUUUAAUUGGAAAUCAAUGCAUUUUUACACCCUUGUUAGAAAAACUAUAAACAUUAAUAGAAGCUUGUUAGAAAUAUAGAAUCAUGCCCCCACCCCAGGCCUCUCAAACAAGAAUCCACAUUUUCACAAGAUCCUAAGGUGAUUUGAAUGCACAUUGAAUUUUGUGAACCAAUGAUCUGUACUAUUGAACUCCAGGGCUUACUUGUUCAAUCACCAAAACAAUUGUUUUUACUAUAAAAUAGUUUAUGUAGAAGUUAGAUUAAGCAUAUCUUGUCUCCCUAUGAGCCCAAUCAGAUCACUGAAUAUAACUUAGUAUUUUUUGUUUUCUGUUCCAAGGUCAUCUCAACCAGUAUUCCAAAUAUUCUCUCCAUAUAGCUUUACAUAUUUUUUCCUUCAAAUUUUGGCUAUAAAAUUUAACUUGUUGCUAUUCUUUUCUCAAAAAUUUUCUUCUAGUUGCAAUUUCUAAUAUACUGGUGGGAGAGAUUGUGUUUUAUUCUUGUUUACUGUUAUUUAAAAAUUUAUUAAGUCUGAUAUAGGGAUAAGGUAUGUAGAUUUGGGCAAAAGCUGUGUGAUUCUCAGAAGCAUUCUUUGAUCACUGUUGGAAUCUGGACAUUGUUCUGGAAAUAUGAUGUUGGUAGAAGACUAAUAUCCUGACAAAUGAGAUGCCAUUGUAUUUUCUGGCAUACUUUUUACAAGAAAAUAGGCAAAUAUUAUAAGCUAUUUAAUCAUAAAUAUUUCAACACUUUUGAAAUGAUCGUUUUAGUAAAAUUGAUCAUGAAGUUAAUCUAUACCUUACUGGAGAUAGUGCAAAAAUAAACAGUAUUUACCCAGAUCAACCAAAUAAAAUAUUUGGUCAGUAUAUUUGGGGGAAAGGAUGGAGGGCAGCGAAAUUAAUACUAACUAAAUAAAUCUGGACCAUUUGAAUAGUUACUUUGAUAAAACUCUCACUAUUUUAUAAAUCCUUGACUCAGGAUUAAAAUUGUGGAACACAGGGGAAAUUAUCAAGUAUGUUUAAUCUUAAGAAUAAUUCAUAUAAAUGACCUUUCUAUGUAAAUAUUUAUAAGGAAAUUUAUGGUUAUUUUUCCUAGAAGGGCAUAGGAAUUCAUUUUAGUUUUAAUCAGCCCAGCUUUCAAUAAUGCAAAAGAAAUAGCAGAUCAUCACUGAUGAGAGUAGACUGAUAUAAGAACAAUAUUGCUAAAACCAUUGAUUUCAGGAGGUCUUAUGGGCAUUAAAGAAUAGGUGAGGAAGAAGGAGUAUAUCUUAUCAAGGUGACACAGUCAUUUGUCACACAAUAACCAUCAAGUCAUAUUUGUUGACCUUGUUUCUAGACUUAUCUUUUCUAUUAAUUAAUAUUCCUGACAGCUGUCAUAGAAUUGCAACUAUAGGUUGGCCAAAAGCAUCUUUGUUGAAUACAUGAAAAAAGUUUGCCUUGAAUUUUAUGUUAUAUGUUGCUCAUGUUAUUAAACCAAAUUGUAACAGGGAUGUUAAAUCAUGUUACUUACCAUAAGUAGGUUCUUCCAGAUGGUCAUGGUGGUUACUAUUAAAGAACUGUUAAUAACAUUUAUGUAUUGUAGAGUCAGAAAUAAUUGACUAUUGAUUCUUGAAGGAAGAUACUUUUUUCUGUUAUUUCAUAAUUCUUGCUUUUUCUCUUGUUCUUCUUCAUUCAAAGUCUGCACUUUAUACCAUAAGUGGGUCUUAUAUACCACUUCAAUUAGCUAAGUAAAAUAGGCAGAAAGUGCUAAUAAUCUAUUCUCAGGGCAGAUGCCUAUAGGUGCCUGCAAAUAACACAACGAUAAGGCCGAGGGAUAGGUUCAAAAUAGUAUUGAGGACCUCUAUUUUUAUUGAUAAUGUCUCCCUAUUUUCAAAUGAUAUGUGAAUUUGUUUUACCUUUUAAUUGUGUUUUUUCAUUAAUUGGCCUUGAUCUUUAUAAUCACAAUCUUUCGUUUUGGAUUGGUACUUUUUUUCAUUAUAACCGAUUUUAAGUUUAUGGUAAGUUAAGCACAUGUAUGAAAGAAUUGAACAUUGUCUAUAGUUUGAAAAAUUAUUAGCCUACCCACUGCUUCCUCAAUUUCUUUAUCUAAACACCGGUUCUUCCUUAACAAAUAUUAUGUUAUUACAUAAAGAAUAUGGAUUAGAAAGUUUAAGUUAAAAAUGCAUUACACAAUGUUUCAAAAAUAAAUUUGCAUUUGAAAAAAAUGAUUCCUCAUUAUUGUGUCAGAUGGAUAAAAUCAGUAACCAUUGUUUUGUGUUUCAGUUUCACAAUAAAAAGAAAAGCCUUCUCUGUA
Molecule: messenger RNA, 8914 nt
Organism: Ictidomys tridecemlineatus (thirteen-lined ground squirrel)
Lineage: Eukaryota; Metazoa; Chordata; Mammalia; Rodentia; Sciuridae
Source: RefSeq, a predicted model, not a curated record